Acanthoscelides obtectus is the source of this 201-nucleotide messenger RNA. The record is from the annotation of a GenBank genome assembly. NCBI's taxonomy places the organism in Eukaryota, Metazoa, Arthropoda, Insecta, Coleoptera, Chrysomelidae.
AUGGCAAUUUCACCUGAGAUGGCCAAAUUGUGUGAAGCUCAAAGACUCAUCAUAGUGAAAGAAUGGUACCACGACGAGCCUCUGACUGUUCGCCAAGAAAAGAGCAUAAAAAAGGUAGCAACUCUUAAUCGCCUCCCACUCGUUCGCGUAUGUAGGUAUCGCGCUAGUAAAAGUAUAAAAGUACAAUCUUCGCAGGACUAG